AUGGAGAGCUCUGACAAUCCCCGUCGACGCAACCGCCGCAUUCAUUCCUGCCUGGCGUGUCGUCAGCGCAAGCUGAGAUGCAAUCGCCAACAACCCUGUUCCAACUGCUCCCGGUCGGACCGUGAAUGUAUCUUUCUGCGACUCGAUUCGGAGCACCAGGUGCGGAAAAAGCUCGCCACGUUCAAGGAACAGUCCGCGUUAUUGGCCAAAUCCCUCGAGCAGGAUGUAGUCAUUGCCACGCCCGCUAAAAUGACCUCUGGAUCGCUGGAGGAGAGUGAAGAUGAUCUAUUGAUUACCUCGUUCGACUUAGCGCUUCUGGGCAUCCAGGAUGCUACGUACGACCAUGAGGAGGAUGAUGGUUCAGAUGAUGAUCGCUAUGAUCUGGGCUUUCGGUUUGGGAAGAUGCGCAUGAACGAGCGUGUAGGAGGAUUUUUCCAUCCGCACAUGGCGGAUGAGCUCUCCGCAUUCCUAGACGAAACUACCGGCACCGGCACACCCCGAGCGCCUAACUUGGAUAACCUCAGCGUAGCGGAGAAGGAUCUGUACUUUGGCCCGGGGCCUUCCUUCAUUCCACCCCAGUCGGGUUUCCUCUUCAGCCCUUCGUGUUCGACCCCGAUAAGCGAUUGGUUUCCCCCGCGAGACAUGGCAGACACCCUGAUGCAACAGUACUGGGAGGCGGUCCAUCCAGUUGUGCGCAUAGUGCAUCGACCUAGCAUCGAAUGGCGCCACAGGGCUUUUUGGGAGGCAAUAGACACGGGUGCGCGACCGUCUGCAGCGCUGCGCGCCCUAACUCUGGCCAUGUUCUUCACGGCGGUGGUGAGCAUGCCAAUGCACCAGGUCUUGCAUCAGUUUGGGAUCCCCCAACAGGUUCUGCAAAAGCGGCUGCAAUUCCAUACGGAAAAUGCCCUCAAGGGCGCGAAAUUACUUUCGACGACUAGACUGGAAACUCUCCAGGCUUUUGUAUUGUACUUGAUCCCAAUGUGUCGCAGCGAGAUCUCUCGGGCGCAUUCCGCCCUCGUGGGCAUGGCAGUGCGCUUGGCCGAGUCUAUGGGGCUCCAUCGUGAUCCUGGGGGAUCGCAGUACUCAGCCAUCGAAAGCCAUGUCCGCCGAUUAGUCUGGUACCAGGUAUGUUUCCUAGAUCUCCGAACUUCCGAGGUCCAAGGACCUCGCGUGGCUAUUCGGCCAGGGGACUUUUCUGUGGAGCUGCCCCUCAACCUGGAUGAUAACCAGAUAAUGGACAAGGAGCAAGGCGGUUCACGCAUGUGGACGGAAAUGACCUACACACGCAUCCGGUUUGAAUGCCAGGAGAUGCAGCGGAAGUGCCUUCUCCUGCGUAUCCAACUGGAGCAGAAAAAGCUUCCUCUAUCGCAAGUACUGAAACAGAUCGAGAGCUUUCGCCAGCACAUGGAGUCCCAAUACAAUCCCAUCCUCAGCCAAACCAAUCUUACCCCACUGCAGAGUGCAGCCAAGCAUUUGAUGACCUUGCUGAUCAGCCGCCUCUACACGGCUGUUCUCCACCAGCUCUACCGCAGCUUGGUUCGGGAGCCGCCUGUUCGGUUGCGACAGCUCGUGGUGACCACGGGGAUCCAGCAACUGGAGAGCUCAAUGGCGUUGGAAACAAUCCCCCAGCUACAGCCUUGGUCUUGGUAUAGCCAGGCCUAUCACCAGUACCACGUUUCCAUGCUGCUGUUACUGGAAGUAUACCUGCGUCCCACCGGCUCGGAAGCUGAUCGAAUCUGGUCGUGCCUGGAGUAUGUAUACACAACGACAUCCCCAGCGUCAGAGGAUCAUGAUGAUCUGGGGAGUCGACGUCGCAAGGCUCGAUCAUUAUUGACGGCUCUACGAGACCAUCUCGAUAUUUACUGUCGCAUUAGGCGCGCACGCGUGCCGGCGCAGUCGCGUGGUUCGUCCCACGUGGACAUCAAACGGUCACCCAGCACGGUCCCAGAUCGCAAGUCGCCCCUCGGGGAUGCAGUCGCCACUUGGGGUAUCUGCCGAUCAAUUUUCGAUGGGCCCACCAUCGCAGACAGAUUGGCUACCGACGGAUCCCUGGCCGGUCCAACUGAAUCACUACCCCGUGCUCCUUUUGUCGACUAUGGUUGGGCUGAAUGGGAUACCCUACAUCGUAAUAUUCUGGAUGGCACAUUCUAA
This is a messenger RNA of Aspergillus alliaceus, 2151 nucleotides long. RefSeq lists its product as uncharacterized. The record is from RefSeq and is a predicted model, not a curated record. NCBI's taxonomy places the organism in Eukaryota, Fungi, Ascomycota, Eurotiomycetes, Eurotiales, Aspergillaceae. Gene Ontology annotation, molecular function: DNA-binding transcription factor activity, RNA polymerase II-specific; zinc ion binding; DNA binding. Bases 1 to 2151 code for a protein of 716 amino acids. Gene Ontology annotation, biological process: regulation of DNA-templated transcription; DNA-templated transcription. The transcript is spliced from 6 exons.